UCCAAUACGCAAGUCUGAGUUUAGGUGCAGUGGGGAGUUUUUCACGCCAAAGGACAGUUCAAGAUCACAAACGUCGCCGGGUUUACCUCUCGCGGAGUUUCGUAAAGAGUUCCUUCAUCUUUUUCCAGUGAACAUGGUUUGGCCAACAGUUUACGACGGCCAAGAGGCUGGGUUAGGAGACAAGCCGGCGAUGCAGAUGGCGGCGGCGGACGCAGCCACGCACCUACAGCACAUGUGCGCGCUCGACAUCGACUCCAAGGCUUCCUACGUGCGUCUUUCCGGCAUCAUCUGCACUAUUGGUCCAGUCUCCCGCGAUGUCGCAGUCCUGGAACAGAUGAUGGAGACAGGCAUGAACGUAGCCCGUAUGAACUUCUCCCACGGGUCGCACGAGUACCACGCGGAGACGAUCAAGAACUGCCGCAUCGCCGAGAAAAACUACAGUGAGAAGCUCGGCAUCCCCUUCUCCCUGGCUAUUGCCUUGGACACUAAGGGACCUGAGAUCAGAACUGGACUUCUGAAGGGUGGUGGUUCAGCAGAAGUGGAGUUAAAGAAGGGCGACACCAUAAAACUGACGACUGACGCCAGCUUCGCGGAGACUGGCACCGAGUCUGUGGUGUUUGUCGACUACAAGAACAUCACCAAAGUGGUGCAGCCAGGCAACCGCAUCUUCAUCGAUGACGGUCUUAUCUCCGUCAUCUGCUCACAGGCUACCACCGACACCCUCGUCUGCACUAUUGAGAAUGGAGGUAUGCUCGGCUCUCGCAAGGGUGUGAACCUCCCCGGCCUACCAGUGGAUUUACCAGCUGUCUCCGAGAAGGACAAGUCUGACCUAUUGUUUGGAGUGGAACAAGGCGUGGACAUGAUCUUCGCAUCGUUCAUCCGCAACGGUGCUGCGCUGAAGGAGAUUAGAGAUAUCCUUGGCGAGAAGGGAAAGAACAUCCAGAUCAUCUCCAAGAUCGAAAACCACCAGGGCAUGGUGAACUUGGACGAAAUCAUUGCUGCAUCCGACGGUAUCAUGGUCGCUCGCGGUGAUCUGGGUAUUGAGAUCCCACCAGAGAAGGUGUUCCUUGCACAGAAGACCAUGAUCGCCCGGUGCAACCAAGUAGGAAAACCAGUGAUCUGCGCGACUCAAAUGUUGGAGUCUAUGGUGAAGAAGCCUAGACCCACUCGCGCGGAGACCUCUGACGUAGCUAAUGCUAUCCUGGACGGAGCUGAUUGCGUCAUGUUGUCCGGAGAGACGGCCAAGGGAGAUUAUCCAUUGGAGUGCGUCCGCACUAUGGCCAACAUCUGCAAGGAGGCAGAGGCCGCCAUCUGGCACAAGCAGCUGUUCAACGACCUUGCUGCCCAGGUGAAACCCCCCAUCGAAAACACGCAUUCCGUGGCGAUCGCGGCGGUGGAGGCGUCCAGCAAGUGCCUGGCGUCGGCCAUCGUGGUGGUGACGACGUCGGGCCGCUCGGCGCACCUGCUCAGCAAGUACCGGCCGCGCUGCCCCAUCAUCGCCGUCACGCGCCUGCCGCAGACGGCGCGCCAGGCGCACAUCUACCGCGGCGUGCUGCCCAUCGUCUACCAGGAGGGCGUGGCGAGCGACUGGCUGAAGGACGUGGACAACCGCGUGCAGUACGGGCUCAAGUUCGGGCGCGCGCGCGGCUUCGUCAACACCGGCGACCGCGUCGUCGUCGUCACCGGCUGGAAGCAGGGCUCCGGCUUCACCAACACCAUGCGCAUCAUCCAAGUCGAGUAAACCAGUAAAUCCAGUCGAAGAAGGAUACUAUCAGAUUUUAUAUUUUUAAUAUAAGUAUUAGUGCACGAAAUGUUUAGCGGUUUAAGAUAAUAAGAUCUACAUAGUGAACUCGUGUUUAUAUGAUUUAUUUGUACAAAUAUGCAAAUGUAACUGUAUAAAUAAAAUGAUUCUCGAAAUUGUAAUGAUAGUGAUAGGAUAAUGUUAUUUAUUGAGUUAUUAAUACCAGGAGUAUUAAUGUUGCCUGUUUCUGCGCGGUAAUAAACUUUAUAAAACGUG
Molecule: messenger RNA, 2017 nt
Organism: Pectinophora gossypiella (pink bollworm)
Lineage: Eukaryota; Metazoa; Arthropoda; Insecta; Lepidoptera; Gelechiidae
Product: pyruvate kinase-like
Exons: 11
Coding region: 134-1741 (535 amino acids)
Biological process (GO): glycolytic process
Cellular component (GO): cytoplasm
Molecular function (GO): pyruvate kinase activity; magnesium ion binding; potassium ion binding
Source: RefSeq, a predicted model, not a curated record